AUGGUAACUGAUGAAUCCGUUGCCGAGUUCAUAUCCUUGACUUCUGCAAGCGAUGACGAGGCAAAAGGUUACUUGGAGAUGGCCGGGGGCAACUUGCAGCAGGCCCUUGGCUUGUUCUUCGAGAUGGGCGGAGGAUCUCCUGCCCUCGGGCCGUCUCCAUCUCCGGCCCCAGCAGCUUCGGCAACCCAUCAGCCGGUCAUCGAUGCAGAUGUGGCUGCUGAAGUAGCGGCAGCAGCGGCUGCUGCUGGAAUUGACACAGGCCCGUUGGAGGAUGCACACAUGGCCGCGGAGGAGGAAGUACGGGCACCGUUGCCCGCUUAUCAGGAUCAGAUCAUCAAUCCGGAGCUCGAGCAUCGGAGGAUGCAGGAGCAGAUGGCUGCUGAUUCCGCUGCAAUGUUUCGGCGGAUGUCCUUUGAUCGCGGUGGUGAUUCGGCCGGAGCUGGUUCUGGAACGGGUGAAGAACAACAGGAUGAGCAAAUGGGAGAGGGCAAGGCCAUCAACAAGCUUUUUGCCCCUCCGGAGUACAACGAGGGGAGCAGCUACUACGACACAAUCGAGAAGGCGAAGGCUGAAGGCAAAUGGGUACUGGUCAAUAUCCAGCAGGCGGAAGUGUUUGCAUCUCACACCCUGAACAGGGACGUAUGGAGUGAUGACACCAUUAAAGACAUUAUCACAGGUUCGUUUCUGUUCUGGCAGCGGGAUGACAAAUCGGCCGAGGGUGACCAGUUUUGUCACUAUCACCAAUGCGGGCACCAGCUCCCUCACAUUUGUGUCAUUGAUCCUCGGACUGGACGACGGGUCAAGAACUGGGAUGGGCGCAAAUGGGUUGAGUCCCAUGCUGCAGCGGAGUACUUGUUUGGCUUUUUGGACCAGUUUUCCAUGUCUAGGUCUCCGCCAUCCAUGUCACCGACCGCUAGUCCUGUGAUGCAUCCGAAGGCUUCACCUCCAGAUCCUUCCCAGAUACAGCUUCAUGGUUUUGAGGACAUGGAGGUGGAGGGAGUGGAAACCAAGGAGGAGCCCGUGCCAGCCUUGCCAGAAGAACCAGCCGAGGGCACCGAGCAUCUCAAGGUUUCGUUUCGUUUACCUUCUGGCCAGCGAGUAGCCAGACGAUUUCGACCCGAUGAUCGGCUUGAACAGAUGUUUGUGGUCGCGGCCGCGUUGACGGAGAAACCGACCGAAAAGGUGGACUUGGCGACGCAGUUUCCCACGCGGUCGCUUCGAGAAGUUGAGGGGGGCCUCUCCACCUUGAUCAAGGAUGCGAAGGUGGCUGGCAAUCUUCUGCUGGUCAAUAUUCGGUCGUGUCCUCACCUUAGAGGACGAGAGCAUGUUCCGCAGUUCCACAGCACACUUGUAGACAGCUCAGAUAUCCUGCAACAUGCACCGCAAACUUGCGCUAACACCAAUAGGACAUGCCGCAAUUAA
This is a messenger RNA of Symbiodinium natans, 1422 nucleotides long. NCBI's taxonomy places the organism in Eukaryota, Dinophyceae, Suessiales, Symbiodiniaceae. The record is from the annotation of a GenBank genome assembly.